This is a messenger RNA of Tetrahymena thermophila SB210, 1353 nucleotides long. Its product is annotated as peptidase C65 otubain protein. The record is from RefSeq and is a predicted model, not a curated record. The transcript is spliced from 3 exons. NCBI's taxonomy places the organism in Eukaryota, Ciliophora, Oligohymenophorea, Hymenostomatida, Tetrahymenidae.
AUGCACUCAUCUCCAAGUUAUCCUCAAUAAUUAGAUUCAAAUUAAGGUUUGAAAUUAAUUGAUAAAUAUGAAAUGAAAUAAAUUAUUGCAAAAGACGCGAAUUACAUAAAGAUUUAAUAGUUGGUUAAUGAUGAUGAUUUUUAGAAUAAAAUUUAUCAUUUAGAUGAAGCUCUAGAAUAAUCAAAAUAUGGGAAUUAUAAUUUAAAAAUUAGUGAAACUUAAGGGUAUAGAUAUUAUAACAAUAACAUAAAAUCGGAAGUGAAGAAAAUAUUAGUAUAAUUUCCCUAUCUUAUAGAUGUAAGAGGUGAUGAUAAUUGCUUUUAUAGGUCUGUAAUAUUGAGUUUUCUUUUGCAAUUAUUUAAGCCUAAUGAAAUUUAAAUGUAUCCAGAAUUUUAAAUAAAAGCAAUUCAGAGGUUGAUCCGUUAAGUUGAAAAUCUAGAAAACUGUAUUAAAAAAAAUGAAAUGAACUUACCUUACAAAAUUUAAAACACACAAAUAAUAGACUUAAAAAACUUAUUUUUGAAUCAUAUUAAUGGAUUUUUAGAGGAAUUCUUUACAGGAAAAAAUAUAUUAGAUAGUAUAAUAGAAACUUUAAAUAUCUCUAAUCACUUUGAUUUUUCAUGUGUUAUAAUUUGCAGAUACAUGAUAUUUAAACAGUUUUUAUUGCACAAAUCAAAUCCAUCGCUGAAUCAAUUUAGGGACUAAGAUGUUAUAAACCAUAUUCAUCAGUUGUUAUUAAGCUAUGGAACCCAGGCAGAAGAUAUGAUCAUCAAACUUGCUGCUGAAGCUUUCUAGUGCAAUUUAAUAGUUUAGAAUCUGUAUAAUGAAGGAUCAAAUAUUAUAAAUAGUUAGCUAAUAUUUUAACCUUUAUCUUAGUAGAGUUAAAUAAUUUUAAAUGUACCUGUACUCUACACCAAUGGGCAUUAUAUGUGCUUAGUUGAUUAAGACAUUUUAAAGAAAGGACCAAUCCUUUAAGAAAAUGUUUUAUCUCAAAAACCAAUGAACUAUUUGGAGGAAUCUAAAUAAUAAAGUUAAAAAUGUUAUAAUUACUUUCCUAAGAGCUAAGAUGAAAUGAAAGAUAUUUUCUAAAAUUAAUGUUUAAAAAAUAAUGAAAAAAAGAUAAAUUUUUAUAAGAAAAAUGAUUAUUGCUUUUCUCCACAUUCAAAUGGAAAAUAAAAUACACCAAAAUAUAAACUAAAGAAUAUAAAAUAUAAAGAAUUUACUUUCAUGAUUUGCACUGAAUGUUAAGAAUAAAUUUAAAAAGAAAAAUAAUAGUUAUAAGAAAAAUCCAUUAAUUAUUUUUAUUUAGAAGAUUUUAAAGUAGUCCUCGAAUAUAAUUCUUUAAUAAAUUGA